AUGGGUGCACCAAAUGACUCGUGUAGGGGAGCCCGUGACAGCGUUUCUCAGCCAGUCAUGAAUGCCUCAGAUGACUCGGGUAGGGACGAUUCCAGCAUCGCUGUACCGCCUGUCGGUGAUCCCUCGCUUGACACUAGUACCGAAGCUAUUGAUUUCUUCGCCUCGUCCAUUCUUGACGCCCCGCUCGACGAACACAUUGAAGAUUGUGAGAGCGGAUCACCACCUAAAACUAAAAUCGAUGCAACGCAUGGUGGAGACGCCCAAUACUUUACCCAAAGUCCCCCCAUCACCCCCGGUAGUAGUGUUGAAGCAUCUACCUUGCAGCCGGGAAACGCGUUUGAUCGAUCGCCCAUCGCAGCAGGCGUACGCCGUCUAUUCGUUGGCAGUAGCUCAGAUGAGUUGGAGUCUCUGAAGCAUAUGUCCAGUGUGUAUAUGACACCCCCUGAUACCAUUUCGACUCGCCAGGCAGGCAAGCGUUCAACAGCCAACGAUGGUCACGUACGGGUUAGGUACAAGUCAAGUAGCUUCGAGAUUUCCGCAGAUGAGCAAGAGUUCGCAACCAGUGCACCUCCCAUCCCGCUCGCAACCGAGCUAGUUGACACCAAGCGUAAGUUUGUAGUGUCAGCUAUGAAAGGAGGGCACGUCCUUGAAGCUGUGUAUACGCUGCCUGAGGAAUGCGAGCAUCUUGGGGAGUUGUACGCCUCAAAAGGUGCCUGGGCGCUGAAUCCGGACGGCACAGUACAACCACGGUCGCGGACGCUGAUGAGUGGUGCAGCUGUUGACGGCGAGACAGUGGCUGCCUGGGUGCAUACAGAUGGCGUGAAGCUCAAGCAAUCGAGCACCCUAAGUGUGAGUACGACCACAGUCGAUGGGCAAUCGAUUGGUAGUCAGAACACCACUGAGUAUCUGCAUGGUGCAGACGUCGACAAGAGUGAUAGCAUACCUGACAUGUUAUCUGACAGCAUACCUGACACGUGCCCUGACAGCAUAUCUGACACGUGUACUGAUGAAAGUAUUCCUGACACGUGUACUGAAUCCUUAGAGGAAUACGAAAAGGCGAUAAAAGGUGGCUGUCUUUCGCCAGGUAUGAUUCCUACAUUCGUCGACAGUGUGCUUCCGCAUCCCGGGAAUGUAUCUGCUGCGUCAAGAAUGGGUGCGAUCGGUUCAGAUCCACAAAUAUCUACGAUGACCAGAGGAGGAGUUCAGGCUUCGGUCGGUGUGCGACAACCGGACAGUGAAGACAAAGGGAAAGGGCGGUCUAAAGAGAGCCCAGCUCUCACCGAGGAUCGGACAGUCGACGGUGACGAAGGCAUGCCACUUGAUACUACGCUCACACACAGCACACACCUUAAUGCUGAGGAAGACGCACAUAUAUAUGUAGAUCAGCAUGACGGCAAUAUUGGUUUGGUACACAACAGAGCGUCUGAAGUUAGAGGCAACGCACACUCUCAAAACAAGCAGCCGACAAGUAAAGAUGAGAUCGAACACGGUACAUUACAUAAAGAUAUACAUGUUACACAGAAGUCCACCGACCAGUUUGGAAGCGAAGAAGGGGGUGGGGAGGGCAAAGACGAUGUGCUUCGUGAUACUGCAAGUGCUGCUGACAUUCCCCUACCGAAUGUCGGUGUGUCGAAGUUGGCCGAGAUAGCCUCCAGGUUACUUCAAAAGAAUACAAAAUCUGCACGUAGUACCGUGUCUAGGGCUGCCAACUCAUCACGCACUCAGUCUGACAGUUAUGAUGAGGACCGUUCUUUCCCUGUUGCCAUAUCUACUGUAGACCCCCAAGCAUCGAUAGAUGUCAAGACCGCGAGAGAACUACCUAUCACAGCCGAUGCAUCCCUUCAGAACACUCGCGGGGUAUCCAUGGAGACCGAAUACGUGGGCGGGCGCGCACGUGGUGUGAAGCGCUCAGCAGUAGUACCUCAGUCGAUCUCGAGAUCUGAGGAUACAGAGAGCUGCUAUAUGGUCUACAGAGGGUGUGACCGCACCUUCGAUACCAUCCAGAAACGCGACCAGUACUUACAAACGGGCACUGGGCAGAGACCCUACGAAUGCGCAGUCCUCAAGUGCCGCCAGGGGUUUGCACAAGCGACUGAGGUGAACGCACACUAUGGCACGGAACACGCCCAGCUGAUCAAACGGCUCAAACUCGCGCGCCAGGCAGAGGCAAAGGCCCGGGCGCAAAACAUCACGGCACGUGAACAUGCCGAUUGGGAAAGGGUGAAGCAACAUGCACAGGAAGCGCAGCGUAGGGCUCGUAGACACGGGGACGACAGGGACGCGGCAAGCGGAACUGCGAAAACGGUGAAAAGAGGUAAAACGCCUCAGCGUGCACGGCCUGCGAAGGUGAAACAGAAGAAGAGUACGGAGAAGCAUACAUCGAAGUUACCAAACCGUGUGGUUCGCAAUAAAAUGGCGUUCCAUAGAGCGUUGAAAGCAGUCGCGACGAGCGGCAAUAAUGGCAAACGUACAGCGGUGGGUCGCCCUAAGACUAAGACAGCCGCUGCCGCUACCGCUACCGCGCACAAGACUAAGACAGCUACAGGUGCUGGCACGACCAAACCAUCAAGCCAAGCGGACAAGACGAGCUCAGUAACUAAAGUGAGCAAGGUUGGGGACGCGCACAAACGCCAGCCAAUCCGUGUGGCUUACCCUAUACACCCCCCCUCGCCUGAGAGACACUACACGUGCCCGGAACUCAAUUGCGGGAAACGCUACGCCAGGAAGCACUACUACACUCAGCACAUGAAAAAGGCGCACCAGAUCAAUGCGUAGGAUUGUGUGACGAGACUAUCAAUGACAACGACUACA
Molecule: messenger RNA, 2811 nt
Organism: Sphaeroforma arctica JP610
Lineage: Eukaryota; Ichthyosporea; Ichthyophonida
Exons: 3
Coding region: 1-2775 (924 amino acids)
Source: RefSeq, a predicted model, not a curated record